Messenger RNA from Capronia coronata CBS 617.96, 1959 nucleotides. RefSeq lists its product as uncharacterized. The transcript has a single exon. Gene Ontology annotation, cellular component: nucleus. NCBI's taxonomy places the organism in Eukaryota, Fungi, Ascomycota, Eurotiomycetes, Chaetothyriales, Herpotrichiellaceae. Gene Ontology annotation, molecular function: nucleic acid binding; exonuclease activity. The record is from RefSeq and is a predicted model, not a curated record. Bases 1 to 1959 code for a protein of 652 amino acids.
AUGUUCUCCGCCAUUGGCCUGUUCAAGGGAAUACCAUGUCCUCGGCAACAUGAAUGUACACUUCCAAGCUGCUUCUUUCUGCAUAACCCAUCUCCAUCAUCUGCAAAUGCGGAGGCAGUUGCCACAGCGGCCCAGGAAUAUGAUCCGUUCAGUGCAGGGGAGAUCAGUGCUCCUCCUCUCAAAAGAAGAAGGCUAGCAUCACCACAGCAUGCAGGAGAGAAAAAUGCCACAGUGCUAUUCGACCUGGACACGAAUCCGCCAAAGCCUCAAACUCUGACUAAGGCCACACUGGGGGCCACAAACUCGUCCACCAAGAAGGGGAACAAUGGCAACAACGGCGAAGCUUCAUCGCCAGUUCGGGUUCUCAAGGCACAAUCAACGAUGAAAACAAUACCUCCCUCAAUUGCUAGGAAGGUUUCACCACCGCCAACAAGAGAAAACAAGACCCUCGUUGCCCCAGUUGCAAGGAAAGUGGUCAAAGUCGAGUCUCUGACACCCCGGAAUGUGGCGAAGGCUCCAGCUGUAUGGAAGACGAGGUUGGCAGUCCUACAGAAGUUGCACGAACAGCUCCAAGCUCAGAAUGAAAAGCUUGCAGCAACCGGGGAGAAAUGGAAGCCCCUGAUAUUGGACAAGCAGGAGUUGAUUACUUUUGCUCUCGAUGAGGAGGAGGCCGCCACGAAGCUCGGGGAGAACAUUUACAAGAACGCCAUGGCUCAAAAAGUACUGAGGAUCAAGAAGAUGACGACAGAGGAAUGGGUCAAGGCCGUGGCAGACUGGACAGGCACGUCUGCGCAAGUUCGCCCACGGCAAAAGUCUGAUGGCGACGCCUUGAGACCGUUUCCUCCUAGUCUAUCGUCUACAAGGGAACAGAUCGCUGUACUCAGGCAUCUACGCACUCCACUCGAGGGUCUUGAGCAGUUUGGGUACGUCACGAGCAAGCCCACUGCGAGCGAGAUCGCUUCUGCCAAGGCAGCGAUAGCAGCCGGGGCGGGCUUCGAGAGCUGCGAUCGGUGUGGUACACGAUUCCAGGUCUUUCCAGGCCGGGAUGAUGGUGGUCGUCUUACAAGCAAGGGCAAAUGUCGAUAUCAUUGGGCCAGAGCCGGUCGCUCGGCUCCGCAGAAGACUGACAAGAUCAUGGGGCAAUCCGAAGCCAUCUACCCGUGUUGCAACAAAGUCCAAGGCAGUGAAGGCUGCUCUGAGGCCGAAACGCAUGUUUACAGUGUCAAGGAUCCCAAAAGACUCGCCGCGAUUCUGCAGUUCGAGCAUACUCCAGACAAGCCGGACAUACGUGGCUUACCGCCAAUUUCCUUCGAUUGUGAAAUGGGAUAUACGACACUUGGGAUGGAGGUUAUUCGGGUGACUGCCGUCUCGUGGCCUGAAGGGAGACUUGUGCUAGACAUCUUGGUACGACCAUUCGGAGAAAUUCUCGAUCUGAAUACAAGAUUCUCGGGUGUGACACAGCAAGCUUUCGCCAAUGCGCUGCCAUACGAAAUUACAGCGUCUGACAAGGGGGAGGCGGCUGAAGGAGUCGGGUCUGAGGAGGCCUUUGGGCUUCACAAAGUCGCAUCACCUGCAGUGGCGAGGCAGCUGCUCUUCGACCGCCUGAGUCCAAACACUCCCCUAAUCGGCCAUGCCAUUGAGAAUGAUCUGAACGUAUGUCGAAUCAUCCACCCAUUCAUCAUCGACACCGCCCUCCUGUACCCCCACCCACGGGGCUUGCCCUUCAAGUAUGGGCUCAAAAUGCUGAGCCAGAAGCACCUCUCGAGAGGAAUACAAACUGGCGGCGAGGCUGGCCAUGAUUCCAAAGAGGACGCCAUUGCGACGGGCGAUCUCGUCACCAAGAAAGUGGUGGAGAAGUGGAGCGUUAUGCAGCAUGAAGGUUGGGCGUUUGUGGAUGGGAUGUUGAUGGCACCAGAGGAAAAGGGGAGGGGUGAGGCAGUCCGGCAGUCCAUGCUCUGA